UGGAACCUCAACCCAGCACAUUAUUGUGAUAGAGGCUGCAGAUAUAGAGGCUGCAGGUCCUGGGGUCAAGCAGGAGAGGUCUGUAGGAGAGGAGGACCCACGUCACAGCAGAGACAUCCAGACUGCAGCGCCCCCUGAAGCCACGGAGGACCUUGCCACCGCCGUGCCCCAGCCCAGGACCAGACGCAGCAUCACGGAGGAGGAAGAGGGUCCAGAGGUGCUGCUGGUGAAGGAGGAGGGGUGUGAGGAGGGUCUGAGUAACCCUGAGGGGACAAUGGUCAUGGAGGACAACCAGACUACACCUCCUCCUGAACCCACAGAGGAGCCAGCUGAGCAGCACAGGACCACACUCAGUCUCACUGAGUCAGUGGACAUGGAGGAUGGGAAGCCUGAUCUGCUGCUGGUCAAAGAGGAGACGAUAGAAGAUGGACCAGAGAGCAUUGAUCUGCUGAGUGGACUAAAGAUGGGGGAGCAAGGUGGUUGGCUGGAGGCUAACAGAGGAGACUGGACGGCCAUCUUGGAUUCCCAGACCCAGACAGGUGCAGCCAAAGGCCCUGGGGACGACAUCACUGAGCAGGCCAGGACCAGAGGGGACAUAGUGGAGUCUGCAGUCCAUGAGGACCUGCUGAUAUCCAGUGUUACUGGCGGGAGAGACUGGACCUCUGAAGCAGCUGGUCACAAAUCCUGGCCCCGGAUCAGAACCAUGGAUCAGGAGCCGUCAAUAUUCCUUCCUGAAUCGGAACCAGGACCCAACUGCAAGAGACGGAGACUCCACCACCACACAGAACACAACCAGUGGACAGGUGGACUGAACAACCUCAGUCCUGGUGGUCAUCAGAGAGACAGAGGCUCCAGUCAGGGAUCCAGUCUGCAGCCCAGAACCUUCUCUUCACAGUCUCAGUGCAGGGAUGACGCAGGGCCUGGGGCUGAUAGAGAUAGACCCUCCUGUUCCUAUGAUACAAACAUCACAGUAUCCAUGAUGAACAGAGCAGGUCACCCUGAGCUUCAGCCUUCACAGAGAGUGGUGGGAGACCCCCCUGGUGGUAGUCUAUCAGCAAAUCUGUCUUCUCCUUCAGGAUCUCAUCUAAUGUCUGGUGACUGGGUUCAUAGAAAGCCUGGGCCUAGCUUUCCUCAGUUACCUCAUGGUUACCCCACCAAUACAGACAGAUUCAGGAUGGGCGUUUACCACAAGAAGCACCUAGCCUAUAGCACAGCACACAAUCCCAACAACACCCAAACAAUGACUAGAGGUCAAGGAGGGAGCUCAAAGACUAACCACCUGAGGGCGGUGGCGCCUGCUUCUACCUCCUCUGUCAUUGGGUCACAAUGUGGAAGGUCGGGCAUUAGGACGGAUGCCGACAAGCCAUACGCCUGCCCCACGUGUGGGAAGCGCUUUGCUAAGACUAAAUAUAUGAAACAGCACCAGAACAUUCACACCAAGGAGAGGCCUUUCAAGUGCAAACUAUGUUACAAGAGCUUCUCCUUCCUGAGUUACCUCAUCAGACAUAGCUGUGCCCACAAUGGGGAGAAAUUGUAGCUAUUCUCUAGCUGAAAUAUUUUAUUUAUCAUGUGAAGUGUACUGGGGUAAGAAUUUUGGGGGGGAUUACUAGGUCCCUUAGUUGAGCAUCUGGGUACGCUCACAUGAUACAGACUUGUUGUUUUGGUGUGCUAGCCAAAACACUGACAUUGAAGUGUAUCACUAUUUCACCUCUGAACUUGGUUUUACCUAUGUUCUAUUCAUAACAAUAGUUUUUAUAACCCCUUUAAACACAUGAUUUGGCAUAGUCAGGUGGGAUCUGUUAAUAAUAGGUGAUCAAAUCUUUUAAUAAAUGAGAUAUCAUGUUGUCCUUUCAAUAAACAAGCAAAUAAACAAGCAAAUAAAAUUAACUUAUCAUUAAG
Molecule: messenger RNA, 1899 nt
Organism: Salvelinus namaycush (lake trout)
Lineage: Eukaryota; Metazoa; Chordata; Actinopteri; Salmoniformes; Salmonidae
Product: zinc finger protein GLI4-like
Exons: 6
Coding region: 275-1537 (420 amino acids)
Cellular component (GO): nucleus
Source: RefSeq, a predicted model, not a curated record